Molecule: messenger RNA, 771 nt
Organism: Triticum aestivum (bread wheat)
Lineage: Eukaryota; Viridiplantae; Streptophyta; Magnoliopsida; Poales; Poaceae
Exons: 3
Coding region: 1-756 (251 amino acids)
Source: RefSeq, a predicted model, not a curated record
AUGAACCCCUUCUCACACUCUGUUCAGUCCCACAAUUUUCAAAGUAUUUUGGUAGCCCAAACUUUUCCCUCUAUCUCUGUUUUACAGAAAACAAAAAGAAAACAGAAACCUAAAAGGAGAAAAGGCGAAAAGAAAAGAAAAGGACCCCCUGGGCCUCUUGGCCCGAAAGGCGAAGGUAGCCCAACUAGACUGACCGGCCCAACCCUGCCCCAGGUCAUCUCCCUCUCUUUCCCUGUACGACCGACCGGGACGGGGCUCCCGCUCGUCCCCGCCGGACCGGCACCGCGCCCCGUACACCACCGAUGGGAAGAUAAGGCCGCCCCCUGGCGCCUCGGUUCCUCCCUGGCCUCACUCCCGCUCUCAUCCACUCCCCCCCUCUCCCAGGCGAUCCCCUCUCCAGUUUCGCCCCACUCCCGAACGCCUCCGUUGCCGCUGUUGCCGUCGACCUCGCGGCCAUCAUCGCCCCCCACGCCGAGCUGGGAGGUCCGGCGGAACCGCUGUCGUCUACUUCGUCUUCCUCGCCCACGAGGUCAAGCCGGGAGCCCCCACAUCGACCGGAUCGAGGUCAUCUUCAACCUCCGCCCCGCUGCUUGCCGUCUUCGAUUCGGCCUCAUCGGAACCUCCCCGAGCCCGCUUUGCUCACCUACAGGCUCGAUAGAUGUCGGAGCCCAGGAUCCAGACGCCACCUUUGACGACGAAUACCACAACCCCGAGGGUGCCUACUACUACGUGGAGGACGCCAACGACCAGGAGUAGUUAGGAGGCUCCCAG